UAUGAAACAACCUCGAGGCCCCGCCUCCCAAGCUCCGCCCCGCCCACGGCUCUGCCUGGUGGUAGAGCUUCUCGAGGCCCCGCCUCCUGCUCUGACUGAGCUCAGAGCACCUGGCAGGCCUGCCCCGCCCGGCAACCCGCUAAGACAGCGCCCUUCGCACCUGGGGUCCCCCCCAGACUCCCUGGACUGGCUUCUGCGGUCGCCAUGACCGCGGCCGUGUUCUUCGGUUGCGCCUUCAUCGCCUUCGGGCCCGCGCUCGCUCUCUACAUUUUCACCAUCGCCACCGAUCCUUUGCGCGUCAUCUUCCUCAUCGCCGGUGCUUUCUUCUGGCUGGUAUCUCUUCUGCUUUCAUCUGUUUUCUGGUACCUAGUGAGAGUCAUUACUGACAACAGAGAUGGACCUAUACAGAAGUACCUACUUAUCUUCGGAGUGUUGCUCUCUGUCUGUAUCCAAGAACUGUUCAGGCUUGCAUAUUAUAAACUGUUAAAAAAAGCCAGCGAGGGUUUGAAGAGCAUAAACCCUGAGGAGACAGCACCCUCAAUGAGACUGUUGGCCUAUGUUUCUGGCUUGGGCUUUGGAAUCAUGAGUGGAGUGUUUUCCUUUGUGAACACCCUGUCUGACUCCUUGGGGCCAGGCACAGUGGGCAUCCAUGGGGAUUCUCCACAGUUCUUCCUUAAUUCAGCAUUCAUGACACUGGUUAUCAUACUGCUGCAUGUGUUCUGGGGCAUUGUGUUCUUUGAUGGCUGUGAGAAGAAAAAGUGGUAUGUCCUCCUUAUAGUUCUCCUGACUCACCUGCUGGUGUCCACCCAGACCUUCCUAAGUCCUUAUUAUGGAGCAAAUCUGGUAUCAGCAUAUAUAAUCAUGGUGUUCAUGGGCAUCUGGGCAUUUUUUGUUGCUGGAGGUAGCUGCCGAAGCCUGAAACUCUGCCUGCUCUGCCAAGACAAGGACUUUCUUCUUUACAACCAGCGCUCCAGAUAACCUCCGACAGUCAGCACCUCCAGAAUGCAACCUGUGACUUUAGAGGAAGCACAGCUGUGUCCUUCCCCAAAAAGACCCUUUGCUCCUGUAACUUAGAUGCAACGGAACUGUCUAAUCUGGAACUGUCCAUGUGCUCUCAUGCAGCAGCCUCUGGAAGAGCUGCAGUGUGGCCUUCAGCCUGGCUGCACAUUUGAGUCACCUGGGGAAGUAAAGGCUGAUGCUUCUAGGCUUCCCCUUCAGACGAUUAUCCUGGAUGUGCAGUGCAGCUGAGAAUCACUGAGGUCCAAUGGGAAGUUCUGAGAACACCCAAAGAGAAUGAGGUUUGGUAUUUAACUGUCUCCUAAGCCAACUUUUGCUAAGCAAGUAAAUUUCUGAAUUAGUAACCUGGGUAGGCCUUGUCUUUUUAUUUCCUAAUGUCACCAAGGCUGAACGGCUGUUCUCUAUGUGAAUGGCUUUCAUGGCCUUCACUAGCGCCAUACGCUGUGCCUUUAAAUGUAGUAACCUACACUCACAUUAUAACUUAGCUAAGGUAAGGUUUGUAUAUAACAUGCAUUUUCUUCAAGGUUUAUUUCCAUUUUAAGGUUUUCUUCCUGAGGCAUUAAGUUACUCUUUUUAGUAUAAAUCCAGGCUCUUUAAGAGUGAUUACAUGCUGACUUCCUUGGAAGAGGCUAAAAUUGUGCCAAGUCCAUGAGCCUUCUCAGUUAAAAGCUGCAGUGUGUGCUGUCUGAAACUGGACUGGCCGAGGAAAAGCUCACCAUUUGUAUCUCUGGGAAGGCGGGCAGGGAUAUGAAUGAUGUAUCCUCAGCAGAGCUUCUCUGGACCUUGUGAGAGCAGCUAAAAGCACAAAGUAGUGUGAUGCUGGCACCUUUCAUUUGCUCCUGUGUCACUAAACUGCACCAUCACCCAAAUGAUACAAGGUGAAAUUGGGGAUGGACAUUAAAGUGCCAUAUUUCAAGCUGGCAUGUAACUUUUCAUCUUCAGCAGGUUUGUCUAGGUUAUGAUUGCAGUGAAACAGAAAUCCCUUCAUAAGAAUACCCAGGGGCUUUGUUAGUCUCUAAAUAAGUCACAUGACUUCCUUUUCAAGAUGAAAUGCUACUGAAUUGUGAGUGUACUAUCUAGAAACUGUUCCCAAUAAAAAGUCUUUUAGAAGCUUAUAGUGUAAAGUAGAAAUUACCUCUUCAUGAAAGUGGUGACCUCAGCACAUCCAUGCACCUUCUAAAAGAAACAGUGGCAGCAGUGACAAGGCUUGGAGGAUGAGAAUGACUAUUCUGUUCUUUUUUAAAAUUUAAAUUAGAAACAAGCUUGCUUGACAUGUCAAUCCCAGCUCCCUCACCCUCCCCUCCUACUCAGCCCCACAUGUGCUUUUUUUUAAAACCAUGAACUAAUGAUCAUUAAUUGAUGAACCAUGCUUAAAAUACUUGAGUUUCUCAGUGUAGCGAUUCAAGAGUAGUAAUGCUUCUGGGAAGAUUACAAAUCACUGGAGAAAUCACUCUAGUUAUCCCUUUAAAGGCUACUUCAGCAUUAAGUUGUAUAAGUGAUUCUGCUGAAGUCUGUGGGGUUUGUAACUCUAUGUAAGAUUUCCCUAGACUAGAAAAAGAAAAGAUACAAAACCAAACAGUGAACAUCACUGUGCUGAAUACAUAGAAAGAAGAUGCCCAUAGAGCUGGCAUGUGUCCCUAUCUGAGCAUGGUAUUUUCUUCUUUAAACUAAGUAAGAAAAUGUGUAGUUGUUUAUUACUGCUGUCUUACAAACCCUGUAUGUAGAUAUCCUGAUAAAAUGUUCAUCUCAGGUAUGGAGAAUAUGUGAAUUUUACUGCUAUUCAUACUUGAGCUCUAAGCAAGUUCUUUAAGUACUAACACCAUGGUAUUAGAAAUGGGACAAUUAUACAAUCUCAUUUAAUAAAAACCCUGAUUAAGGGCUGAGAAAAUGGCUCAGUGGUUAAGAGCACAUACUUUUCUUGCAGAGGACCCAAGUUCAGUUCUUAUCACCUACUUUAGACAGCUCACUACCAAUUGUAACUCCAGCUCCAACACAUCCAAGGCAUCUGGUCCUCAGUUGCAAUUACUCUCAUAUUUUCCCACAGACAGGGACACACAUAUUAAACAGCAACAACAAAACCAACACGUAUGAAAAGGACAUUUUGCCCAGUGAAACUUUUGUCUUUUUAGGAAAUUAUCAGAUACUCCUUGGAUGUCUGUGAUGUUCUUAUAGUGUGAGUGUUGCAGUCGCUCAGGCAUAGCUAUGUCAAAUAGCCUCCUUUGCCCCUGGCCACGGCAGCCCCAAGAGAGGCUUAUAGAUGCACAUUGAAAUGUUGUUCCUAUUAAUAAUUGAAGAGGAGUGGGGAUUGAUAUAGAUGAAAGUUUCUGUCCUUUAGUUCUAAAUAAAUACCCAGAGGCUUAUAUUAAGUAUAAACUGUUUGGUCUGUGGCCCAGGCUUGUUAUUGGUUAGCUCUCUCUUCAUUUUUAACCCAUUUCUAUUAAUCUGUGUAUCUCCACAUGGCCUUGGCUUACCUGGUAAUGCCCAGACCUCUUGCUUUCUUAGCAGCAACAUGGUGUGUCCUUGAGACUCUCUGUCUCUGUUCCUCUUCCCAGUAUUCUCCUAGUCUGCCUGGCUAUAUCCUGCCUGUCUAUUGGCUGAACCGGUUUUAUUCAUUAACAAUAAGAGAAAUACAUAAUCACAGCAUACAGAAGGCCAUCCCCCAUCAGCCUGAUAUAAGUGGUCCUUCACACAGGUGCAGGUAAGAUAGGCCUUGGAAGUGUGAAUAUUGUUUUAGUGCUCCAGUAAUAGUCAGUGGCCAUGUGAAUAACAGGAAUACAUUCAAUUGCUCUCUUAUGUAAGUCACAUUUAUCUUCAUUUUGUUUGAACCAGUGCUCUUAACUGGAGUGUGUAUCAUCUGGUCUGUCCUUCUGGCCUGCCUGACUAGCAGUGUAGUAGCAGUGACCUCUUCAGAGCAUCUUGAGGAAAUGUGCUAGAGGAAGUGAGGAUAAUAUCUGCAGACUGCACAGAAAAUGACUCCUGUUCCCACUAAACAUAAUAUGACAGAAGGUUUUCUAUGCCUAGUUCUUGUUACAUUGACUUCUGCCCUGUACCAAAGCAGGUGUCAACAACAGAUGUGGGCACCAGAGUGACACUGAAGUUUUACUUUCUGGCCAAUCAGCCCGAGUAGUAGCCUGUUGCAGCAUCAACAACCUAUUUUCUGGAUGAUGUUCUUUAAGUGUUGACAUGUUACCAACUUAACAUAGAUAUUUCUUUCUGAGGCUGGAUCUCACUAUGUAAACUUGGCUGGCUCUGGAUCUGCUUGCCUCUAUCUGUGAGUGCUGAGAAUAAAGCUAUGUACCAUCA
Messenger RNA from Mesocricetus auratus (golden hamster), 4320 nucleotides. RefSeq names its product aph-1 homolog B, gamma-secretase subunit (gene Aph1b). The coding region runs from base 205 to 978 and encodes 257 amino acids. Gene Ontology annotation, cellular component: gamma-secretase complex; endoplasmic reticulum; membrane. NCBI's taxonomy places the organism in Eukaryota, Metazoa, Chordata, Mammalia, Rodentia, Cricetidae. Gene Ontology annotation, molecular function: protein-macromolecule adaptor activity. Gene Ontology annotation, biological process: Notch receptor processing; protein processing; Notch signaling pathway. The record is from RefSeq and is a predicted model, not a curated record. The transcript is spliced from 6 exons.